UCCGGGUCUAGUACAUGUAGUUUAUGUAAUCAGACCAGCAAGUUUUAUACAGAAAGCCUUAUCUGAAGUAAGCAAUAAGCUGUUCAAAGACGAGUUUAAAUUUAGGAUGAUAGUACUAAGUACUACCGAGGAAUUGCACAAAUACAUAAGUGCCCAACAGUUAACCCCAGAUCUAGGCGGUACUCUGCCUUAUAACCACGAGGAUUGGAUUCAACAGAGGAUAGAGUUGGAGACGUUUUCAGCAAUAGCUCAACAAAUUUCAAAUUCUUUGGACGAUUUUACAAAAACGAUUGAAGAAGGGGAGCUGCCAAAUGAUGUAGAUAGUACCCAACAAUUAUUGGACAAGCACACAUUGAUCUAUUCGGAUCUAAAAAAAGAAAUUCUUUCCGUGGCGAAACAUGGAGAGGAUCUACUGAGCAGUAUUAAAGAGAAAAAGUUAGCUAUGUAUGGAGAUGAAUCUCAAUUUCCUGAUCCCAGUGGUAACAUAUUUGCAGUGGAAAGGCUUCUAGUUCAACUAGAAGGAACUGAGAAGGCUUUUGAUGAUUUUUGGCAGUUCCAUUCUUCCAAAUUGAGGCACUGUCUGGACCUUAGAAGGUUUGAACAGGACUUUAGGGAGUUACAAGUAAAAUUUGAAUCUCAUCUCAAGACAAUAUCAGAAGCAGUUGAAUCAGGAGAGACUGUAGAAAGUAUUGACCAGCUGAUUCGACAGACGAGGGUUUUCGAAAAAUUGUGUAUAGGAGAUAUUGAUAGAGCUGACGAAGUAAUUUCUUCAGGUCAACACCUUGUUAAUAUAAACUCAUGUCCGAGAGAGUGUGUUGAGCCAAAAUGUACAGAACUUAUUAGAGUUAGAAAUUUGCUUUUAGAUCGUUUGACCAAGAGAAUAGAAGCUUUAACCGCGACUAGAACACUUCUAGAACGUAUUGAUAAUGCUAAUCAUUGGUGUGCCACCGGCGUAGAAAUUUUGGCAUCCCAGAAAAUUGAACAGUGUUCAAAUUCUCCCGAACUAGCUGAAAGAUACGUGUUAGAAAUUAAAGAGUUUAUAUCAUCAUCAAAAGAUUUUACGUGUAAUUUUCCCAAGGAAACAGCUUCGCCAGAAGCUAAAGCUCUCGUUACUCAGGCAAGUCUCACACCAACUUACUCUUAG
Molecule: messenger RNA, 1144 nt
Organism: Acanthoscelides obtectus
Lineage: Eukaryota; Metazoa; Arthropoda; Insecta; Coleoptera; Chrysomelidae
Source: the annotation of a GenBank genome assembly